GGUAAUCAGAUUAGGAAAUAGAGUCGCCCACAGAUUUUCUUCCCCCGCCCCAUCACCAUUUUGUGGCCGUUUCUAGUGAGUGAGACAUAAUUACAUAUUCACUUCAACAUUUCGCAGAGUGGAAGAGACUUAACAACCUGCAUUUGGUUCCACCUGCCGUUCAAAAUCGUGUUGGAAGCCAACGAAAGAAAGCGAAAAUGGUGGUCGUCUCCGGUGCCGACGAAGUUUCAGACAGUACCUCUCCAACUCCAAGUUAUGACCGAAUAAAAGAGCUAAGGGAAUUUGAUGAAACCAAAGCAGGUGUGAAGGGUCUCGUCGACAACGGUGUGGAUAAGGUCCCUCGUAUCUUCGUCCACCCACCCGAAGCUCUCCAUGACCUGCCCUCUCGUCUGGGCUCUACUCACAGCUGCCGUCAGACCCAUCUGACGAUUCCGGUCAUAGACCUCCUGGAAGCCACCACUAGUCGAAGGAAGGAAAUAGUAGACAAAAUCCAGGAAGCAUCAGAAACAUGGGGUUUCUUCCAGGUGGUGAAUCAUGGUAUUCCUCAGAGUGUGUUUGAGGAGCUGCUGGAAGGGGUUCGAAGGUUCUAUGAUCAAGACACAGAGAUCAAGAAACAAUCCUACACUCGCGAUCUCAUGGGCAAGAAGGUCAUCUACAACAGCAAUUUUGAUCUCUAUAGCUCUCCUGCUGCCAAUUGGAGAGACACCCUGUAUUGCGAUAUGGGUCCUCAACCUCUCGAUCCUCAAGAACUGCCUCUCGUUUGCAGAGAGAUAUUGAUGGAGUACUCGAAGCAAGUAAGUAAGUUGGGAAUUGCUUUGUUUGAGUUGCUGUCGGAGGCUCUGGGGCUUAACCCCAAACACUUGAUAGACAUGGGUUGUGCAGAGGGUCUUGCUAUUCUCUGUCACUACUAUCCUGCCUGCCCUCAGCCUGAACUUACUCUCGGCACUACUAAGCAUUCAGACAAUGAUUUCCUCACUGUCCUUCUUCAAGACCAAAUCGGUGGACUCCAAGUUCUUCAUCAGAACCAAUGGAUUGAUGUUUCCCCUACGCCUGGAGCUCUCAUCAUCAACAUCGGGGAUCUUCUGCAGCUGAUUUCUAACGAUACAUUUAAGAGCAUAGAACAUCGAGUGGUGGCUCGCAGCAUAGGCACAAGGAUUUCAGUGGCAUGUUUCUUCACCACAGGAGUUCAAUCAUCCACAAGGGUUUAUGGACCCAUCAAGGAGUUGUGUUCAAAAGAUAACCCACCAGUCUAUAGGGAAACCACCCUCAAAGAAUAUACUCUGUACUUCACAGCGAAGGGACUUGAUGGUACCUCUGCUUUGUCACAUUUCAAGCUGUGAAAUGUACUUCCUUUUAAAGACGAUGAUAGUAUUGAUGGCUCUUAGUUUGUUUAAUUUUAAGUUGUCGUAGUGAUAAUUUAUUCUCACUGUUCUUGUAUUAUAGGCGUAUAUCUAAUAUGUGGUUAAUCUCAAUUUCACACACU
This is a messenger RNA of Macadamia integrifolia, 1483 nucleotides long. Its product is annotated as 1-aminocyclopropane-1-carboxylate oxidase homolog 1-like. Bases 198 to 1340 code for a protein of 380 amino acids. The transcript has 3 exons. The record is from RefSeq and is a predicted model, not a curated record. Lineage: Eukaryota; Viridiplantae; Streptophyta; Magnoliopsida; Proteales; Proteaceae.